Messenger RNA from Aureobasidium musti, 669 nucleotides. The record is from the annotation of a GenBank genome assembly. NCBI's taxonomy places the organism in Eukaryota, Fungi, Ascomycota, Dothideomycetes, Dothideales, Saccotheciaceae.
AUGAUAUCCACCACUGACACCGAUGCCCUGCCAAAACUCCUCCAGCUCCCCCUCGAGCUCCGACAACAGAUCUACUCCUGUCUAUGCCCACCCUCACCAAUCUCCAACCCCAUCCCCACAGUCGGCAUAACCAGCGUGUCGCAUCGUCCACCGCCCUUGCCUCUACUCUUAACCUGCCACGCCAUUUCCAACGACGUAACUUCCCACUACUUCAGCAUCGCAAGUUGGAAACUGAUUGCCUCGCACGCCUUCAAUUUCUACCGCAUCGAUCCUACACUCUCCAAUCUCGCUAGCUCGCGAUUGCUCAAGACGAUUCAAAAAGUAGAGUUGGUGUUUUGGUUCGAUGGCAGUUUGCUCAAGAGUUAUCCUUCUCUCAAGACAACGACGUAUUGUCAGGAGAUUAGGAAACGAGCGACAAGGGCUUGUGAAAUCUUGGCUACGGCGCCCGAGUUGAGGACUGUCCAAGUCAGUUGGGUGGACUCGACGACUCAGGAAGCGAUAGAGGACAAGAGAGAAGUCUUGGAUGCAUUGAAGAUACUGGACGGCAAGGUCAGAUUCGAGGUCGGGGUUCUGGAAUGGAGCGGUGCACAAGCUGAGCCCGAGAGAGGAGAUUUUGAGAAGAAGGUGAAAGGCCUAAUCGAUGUCGCUCAUCCCGUUGCUGCUUUCUGA